AUGAUGAUUAACUUCCUUCACCACCCUUUAACUCCCAACACAAAAAUGAAAUACCCUUCAUUCAGCCUCCUUAGAGAACACAACAUUUUGUUCAUCAGAGGCUUCAUGAUUUUGUUCCUCAGUUGCAUAACCAUUAGGCUCAAUUUCUGUGUUUCCAGUGUCAAUAUCCCUUCUUCAUUGAAAUCAGUUCCCUUGGAGGGUCACUUGAGUUUUGAAGAAGUUGACCUUAAACAUGCAUCCAGGGACUUUGGCAACAGGUACCAAUCUCAUCCCAUAGCAGUGUUGCAUCCAAAAUCAGUUUCUGACAUUGCGGUCACCAUAAAACAUAUCUGGAACAUGGGUCCUAGUUCUGAGCUCACUGUUGCAGCUAGAGGGCAUGGCCAUUCACUCCAGGGCCAGGCACAGGCUCAUGGAGGAGUUGUGAUCAACAUGCAAUCACUUGGUGUCCCUGAAAUGCAUGUACACACAGGGGAAUCUCCUCCUUAUGUGGAUGUCUCAGGAGGGGAAUUGUGGAUAAACAUCCUGCAUGAGACACUAAGGUAUGGAUUGACACCAAGAUCAUGGACAGAUUAUUUACAUCUCACAGUUGGUGGCACUUUGUCCAACGCUGGUGUAAGUGGACAAGCAUUUCGACAUGGUCCCCAGAUAAGUAAUGUUCAGGAGCUGGAGAUUGUUACAGGAACAGGAGAGGUGGUAAACUGUUCUGAGGAUCAGAAUGGAGAACUCUUUCACAGUGUACUUGGGGGGCUAGGUCAGUUUGGCAUUAUCACAAGAGCAAGGAUAUUACUGGAACCAGCACCAACCAUGGUAAAAUGGAUCAGAGUGCUGUAUGUAGAUUUCACAGCAUUCACUAGAGACCAAGAGCAAUUAAUAUUUGAAGAAAAGGGUUUUGAUUAUGUUGAAGGAUUUGUGAUAAUAAACAGAACCGGUCUUUUAAAUAACUGGAGAUCAUCCUUCAACCCACAAGACCCGGUUCAAGCUAGCAAGUUCAAGUCUGAUGGAAGAACACUCUUCUGCCUAGAGUUGGCCAAAUACUACAAUCUGGAAGAAACCCUUUUAGUGAAUCAGGAAGUUGAGAAACAUUUGUCCCACUUGAAAUAUAUCCCAUCAACACUUUUUCAAACCGAAGUCACAUAUGUGGAUUUCCUAGACAGGGUGCAUAUCUCAGAGGUCAAGUUGCGUGCAAAAGGCUUGUGGGAUGUUCCACACCCAUGGCUCAAUCUUUUUAUACCCAAAAGCAAAAUACACCGUUUCGCAGAGGGUGUCUUCAGGAACAUCGUAACAGAAACAAGCAACGGCCCUGUCCUUAUCUACCCAGUAAAUAAAUCAAAGUGGGACAAAAGAAGUUCUGUGGUGAUGCCAGAGGAAGAUAUUUUCUACUUAGUGGCAUUUCUGGCAUCUGCAGUGCCCUCAUCUAAUGGUCCUGAUGGGCUUGAAAACAUUUUGAGUCAGAACAAAAGAAUUUUAGAAUACUGUGAAAGAAGCAAUCUUGGGGUGAAGCAAUAUCUACCGCACUACACUACACAGGAAGAAUGGCGGGCGCACUUUGGUCCUCAAUGGGAGAUUUUGCGCCAAAUAAAAUCUGUUUAUGACCCUUUGCUUAUGCUUGCUCCUGGCCAAAGAAUAUUCCAAAAAUCAGUAACCUUCUCCUGA
Abrus precatorius (Indian licorice) is the source of this 1653-nucleotide messenger RNA. RefSeq names its product cytokinin dehydrogenase 6-like. The record is from RefSeq and is a predicted model, not a curated record. Gene Ontology annotation, biological process: cytokinin metabolic process. Gene Ontology annotation, molecular function: cytokinin dehydrogenase activity; FAD binding. The transcript has 5 exons. NCBI's taxonomy places the organism in Eukaryota, Viridiplantae, Streptophyta, Magnoliopsida, Fabales, Fabaceae. The coding region runs from base 1 to 1653 and encodes 550 amino acids.